AUGGAGGUAUGGGCGGCCCAAACCAGCUUAUUAGAAGGAGGUCAUUAUGGCAAAGCAUGGAGCUCAAAACCAGUGGUGCACCAAAGAAAACAAUGCCCCACAUGGGUGGGACUAUGGAAACAUAUCAGGUCUCUUCGUACUGAUUUUCUCCAGAAAAUAACAUACAGAGUUGGCAAUGGCUCUCAUGUAAAAUUUUGGGAGGACAAAUGGAUUGGUAACACAACACUGAGAGAACCAUAUCCUAGAUUAUAUCAGAUAGCUAGUCGUGAGAAUUCAUUGGUUGCUCACAACAGGGAGGGGAACAUUUGGAAUCCUUUAUUCAGAAGAAACCUCCAAGUCUGGGAAAUUAAUGAUCUGCUUCUACUAUUAUCCUCAUUGGAAGAAUUCAAAAUUGAAGAGCAUCAAAUUGAUAGACUCAUCUGGGACAACUUAACAGAAGGAAAGUACACAAUCAAGGCCAACUAUAACCUCCUAUGUUCACAGAAUGGGAUGCUUGAGGACUGGCCUUGGAAACAUGUCUGGAAGGACUAG
Nicotiana tabacum (common tobacco) is the source of this 531-nucleotide messenger RNA. RefSeq lists its product as uncharacterized. The record is from RefSeq and is a predicted model, not a curated record. Lineage: Eukaryota; Viridiplantae; Streptophyta; Magnoliopsida; Solanales; Solanaceae.